Messenger RNA from Uranotaenia lowii, 622 nucleotides. RefSeq lists its product as uncharacterized. The transcript has 4 exons. The coding region runs from base 55 to 600 and encodes 181 amino acids. The record is from RefSeq and is a predicted model, not a curated record. Lineage: Eukaryota; Metazoa; Arthropoda; Insecta; Diptera; Culicidae.
AGUAGCCUGAUGAGUGAAAAAAGAAGUGUCUAUUUGGAAAUCUAAUGGAAAUCUAUGGAAAAGCAGGCAGCAUCAUUCCGAUUUGUGGGAUUGAAUCAUCCGGUACACUUUCGAAAGAUGCUCCCCGAUUGUUGGCAUCCGGCAGUUUUGUGGGCCGCAAUCUUUGGCUGCCUUUGCGUUUUGAUUUAUUGCUGCACUUUUCGCGCUUAUCUGAAGGGAGUUAAAGGGACUAUUCCCCAGAAGGCCUACAGCAUGGCCAACAAUGUUCCACUGUACAGUGUUUGUCCUAAAGCGAGAAACGCCGCCGUUAACGUAUUUGUGAUCGAUGUGGAAUCCCCCACAAAAUAUAAUAAUGGGAAUCUCUGUUCGGAUUUACCGUAUCUGGCCGGGGUCACGCUCAACUACGAAGCAAUUCUGAAAGGUGUCGGCGCUGCACGGUCGGAUGCGAACUGGAUGCAGAACUGGGCCAAUUCAACAACACCCAGCUGCAGUGCUGAUAGUGAUGAUACUGGCAGAACAAUUGGCACGUUGCCAUUGACUGACGUUAGCUGUGAUAGUUUAUCAAAUUUGUUAGUGCCUUCGGAAGGAAGGAAAUUAUAGCGCAUUGAAGUGAUUUACAGAA